Molecule: messenger RNA, 2279 nt
Organism: Glycine soja
Lineage: Eukaryota; Viridiplantae; Streptophyta; Magnoliopsida; Fabales; Fabaceae
Product: NADP-dependent malic enzyme-like
Exons: 19
Coding region: 110-2059 (649 amino acids)
Biological process (GO): pyruvate metabolic process; malate metabolic process
Cellular component (GO): chloroplast
Molecular function (GO): malate dehydrogenase (decarboxylating) (NADP+) activity; malate dehydrogenase (decarboxylating) (NAD+) activity; NAD binding
Source: RefSeq, a predicted model, not a curated record
UUUUGGUCCUGAGCAGUUAGCAGGGCAAUAUUGACUCCUCAACAAAACGCGGAGAAUCUGCAAAGCUUCUUUUCAAAACCUCUUCCCUUACAUCUUCCGCCAAGUCAACAUGAUGUGGCUCAACAGGCGCAGGCACAACAUUAAUACUCUGCAACUACCUACAAAACAGGGAGGACUAGGACAAAAGUUGUUGGCAGUCAUCAUGUCGAGCGCUUCGUUGAAGGAGAUGAGGAACGGUGGUGAGGAUUAUAGCAAUGGUCAUGGUGGUGGUGGUGUGAGGGACUUGUAUGGAGAGGAUUGUGCCACUGAGGACCAGCUUAUCACUCCAUGGACUUUCUCUGUGGCCAGUGGAUGCAGUUUACUGAGAGAUCCACGCUACAACAAAGGGCUGGCCUUUACCGAGGGAGAGAGAGAUGCUCAUUACUUGCGUGGCCUUUUGCCUCCAGCUAUCUUCAAUCAAGAACUUCAGGAAAAGAGGUUGAUGCACAAUCUUCGCCAGUAUGAGGUUCCUCUGCAUAGGUACAUGGCAAUGAUGGAUCUUCAGGAGAGAAAUGAAAGGCUGUUUUACAAGCUUCUGAUCAAUAAUGUUGAGGAACUGCUUCCUGUUGUUUACACUCCAACGGUUGGAGAAGCAUGCCAGAAAUACGGAAGCAUUUUUAGGCGUCCUCAGGGUCUAUAUAUAAGUUUGAAGGAGAAAGGCAAGAUCCUUGAAGUACUGAAAAACUGGCCAGAAAAGAGUAUUCAAGUUAUUGUUGUGACUGAUGGUGAGCGCAUAUUAGGACUUGGAGAUCUUGGUUGCCAGGGAAUGGGAAUUCCUGUUGGGAAACUUUCUCUUUAUACAGCUUUAGGAGGUGUCCGCCCGUCAUCUUGCUUGCCAAUAACCAUUGAUGUUGGCACAAACAAUGAGAAGUUGCUGAAUGAUGAGUUCUACAUUGGGCUUAAACAAAAGCGGGCAACUGGGCAGGAAUAUGCAGAGCUUCUAGAGGAGUUCAUGCACGCAGUUAAGCAGAACUAUGGGGAGAAAGUUCUCAUACAGUUUGAGGAUUUCGCCAAUCAUAAUGCAUUUGAUCUGCUGGAAAAAUACAGCUCAUCUCAUCUUGUUUUUAAUGAUGAUAUACAGGGUACAGCAUCUGUGGUAUUAGCAGGAUUGCUUGCAUCCCUGAAAUUAGUUGGUGGAACCUUAGUUGACCAUACCUUCUUAUUCCUGGGUGCUGGAGAGGCUGGAACUGGUAUAGCUGAGCUGAUAGCUCUUGAGAUUUCAAAGCAGACUAAAGCUCCAGUGGAAGAGACCCGCAAGAAGAUCUGGCUCGUGGACUCAAAGGUAAAAAUGCCGGGCUGGUUCUAUAGCUACUUUACCUUCUAUAGUUUUUUCUUCCCUAACCUCCAUAACAAACUUGUUCUGUUCCAGGGACUUAUUGUUAGCUCUCGUUUGGAAUCACUUCAGCAGUUCAAAAAGCCUUGGGCCCAUGAGCAUGAACCUGUUAAGAGUCUUCUGGAUGCUGUCAAGGCAAUCAAGCCAACCGUUUUGAUUGGAUCAUCUGGAGCAGGGAAGACAUUUACUAAGGAGGUGGUUGAAACCAUGGCAUCCUUGAAUGAGAAACCACUUAUUCUUGCUCUCUCCAACCCAACUUCACAAUCUGAGUGCACAGCUGAAGAAGCUUAUACAUGGAGCAAGGGUAAAGCAAUCUUUGCUAGUGGAAGCCCAUUUGAUCCUGUUGAAUAUGAAGGAAAACUUUUUGUUCCUGGACAGGCUAACAAUGCUUACAUAUUUCCUGGUUUUGGCUUGGGUUUGAUCAUCUCUGGUGCAAUUCGUGUGCGUGAUGAGAUGCUCUUGGCAGCCUCUGAAGCUUUGGCUGCACAAGUAUCACAGGAAAACUAUGAUAAGGGACUGAUUUACCCUCCAUUCUCAAACAUCAGAAAGAUAUCAGCCCACAUUGCUGCUAAAGUCGCGGCUAAGGCAUAUGAUCUUGGUCUGGCUUCUCAUCUGCCUCGACCUAAGGAUCUUGUCAAAUAUGCAGAAAGUUGCAUGUACAGCCCAGGCUACCGAAGCUACCGUUGAGUUUUUUGAAUAUUGUGAGGUCUACACCCUACAGUGAUACACAAUGAGAUUCUUCUUAGGAGCAGAUUUAUUUUAUUGCUUGUUAGCUUUGUUGUAUAAGGCCAAUAUGAACUUUGAAAAGUUGCUUAUUCUUUCAAGGUUUUUAUUUGUAUUAAGGAGGAAUAUUAUUAUUUAUAUUUAAAUUCCAAUUUAUUCUGAACGAAAUAUGAUUUUUGUAGUA